GGACAAGGGAGGGGCCCGGGGAGGAGAAUCAAAGUCGGAGAGAGCAGAGCCAGCCUCGCCCAGCGACAUGGGGUGCCUGCCGUUUGUGUUGCUCUGGGGGCUCCCCCAGAUCUGGGGAAAUUCUGAGGGCUCCUCGGAUCUGCAUUCCCUUCCAGCCUCGCCGAGGUUUUUCCCUCUUCGCUGCCUCCAGAUCUCGUCCUUCGCCAACAGCAGCUGGACACGCACGGACGGCCUGGGGUGGGUGGGGGAGGUGCAAGCCUACACUUGGCGCAAUGACUCGGACACCAUCGUCUUCCUGAAGCCCUGGUCCCAGGGCACACUGAGCGACCAGCUGGCGAAUCAGCUGCAGCAUAUAUUUAAGGGUUACCGCAGCAGCUUCACCUGGGACAUAAGGGAAUUCGUCAAGAUGCUGGGCAGCGACUACCCCUUUGAGAUCCAGAUAUCUGCUGGAUGUGAGGUGCUUUCGGGGAACAGCUCAGAAAGCUUCCUCCACUCAGCAUUUCAAGGAAAAGACAUCGUGAGUUUCCAAGGAACUUCUUGGGUGUCAGCUCCAGAUGCUCCACCUUGGAUGCAGAGGGUCUGUAGAGUGCUCAACGAGGACCAGGGGACCAAGGAAACGGUGCAGUGGCUCCUCUACGACAUCUGCCCCCAAUUUGUCAGAGGCGUCCUGGAGACAGGGAAGUCGGAGCUGGAGAAGCAAGUGAAGCCUGAUGCUUGGCUGUCCAGUGGCCCCACUCCUGGAUCUGGCCGUCUGCUGCUCAUCUGCCACGUCUCAGGAUUCUACCCCAAACCCGUGUGGGUGAUGUGGAUGCGGGGUGAGCAGGAGCAGCCUGGCACUCAGCAAGGUGACAUCCUGCCACAUGCAGACGGGACGUGGUAUCUCCGAGUAACCCUGGAUGUGGCGGCUGGGGAGGCAUCUGGCUUGAGUUGCCGAGUGAAGCACAGCAGCCUAGGAGACCAGGACAUCAUCCUUUACUGGGCAGACCACAGUCAUGUCUUGGCGGUCGUCUUGUCAGUACUGGCUUUCAUCCUUGUGCUCGGUGGAGGCUUCGCCUUCUGGUUUAGGAGGCGCCGUGUCUAUCAAAACAUCCAGUGACUGUUCUUACCACACCCCGUCUAUCUGGACCUCAAGAUCUUAGGGUUUUGGUGCUCAGAAUUCGGCAGUGAAAGAGAGCUACCUUGAAGAAGCAGAGGACAAGCAUAAGGCAGCUCUUGUCACAUCCUUUGAACAUGUUAUCUAAGAGGAUUCAAGUUCUUUUUCAGUGUACUGCAAGUUUAUAAGCCCCGGCGGUUCUGUAAAAACAGAUGUGCAGACUCAGAUACCUCUCAGGGACAAGCAGAUGAGGGCUGAGGUGGAAUUGUGUCAUUUUUUUUUGUUGUUUGUUUUCUUUUGGACAUCCUGUGGCAUAUGGAGUUCCUGGGUCAGGGAUCUAAUCCGAACCACUUUUUCGACUUAUGCUGCAGCUGCAGUAGUGCUGGAUCCUUUUACCCACCGCACUCGGCUGGGGAUCGAACUUGCCUCAUGGCACUGCAGAGACGCCACAAAUCCUGUUGUGCCACAGUGGGAACUCCUUUGGUUAUCAUUUGGAUGAUGGAUUCUGCAGUGAACUGGAAAGCACUUUUUCUGUCCAAAGAAAACAUGUCCAGCUGUUUGUUGUCAACUAUCACGUAAGACCCUGGCUUGGCUGUAACCCACAUUAUUUCAAGAAAAGUGGAAAUCUAGUUAUAUGCAAACAUGCCUGAUAUUAAUGUGUUGACUCAAACUUUUAUAAAAUAUACCUCUGCCAGCUGACGGCAACCCUGGGACAGUCUGUGUCUCUGAUAUAAAAAGUUUGUCCUGAAGGACGUAUUGGCAGUUUCAGGACCUCAUUUCUAUUGUGAAUUUGCAUUUAUAAAGGGGGACAUUUUCUUUUUAAAAGAAAAUUAGGUUGUAAGAAACAGAGGUGUUGAAAGCUUUGUAUUUGGCGUAACUUGAUUAAAAGAGGAGAAAUCAUA
Phacochoerus africanus (Common warthog) is the source of this 1995-nucleotide messenger RNA. Its product is annotated as antigen-presenting glycoprotein CD1d-like. The transcript has 6 exons. Bases 68 to 1096 code for a protein of 342 amino acids. Gene Ontology annotation, molecular function: endogenous lipid antigen binding; lipopeptide binding; exogenous lipid antigen binding. Gene Ontology annotation, biological process: antigen processing and presentation, endogenous lipid antigen via MHC class Ib; immune response; positive regulation of T cell mediated cytotoxicity. Gene Ontology annotation, cellular component: external side of plasma membrane. NCBI's taxonomy places the organism in Eukaryota, Metazoa, Chordata, Mammalia, Artiodactyla, Suidae. The record is from RefSeq and is a predicted model, not a curated record.